AUGGCCGCUUAUCACAAGAUAUGGCGACAUCUUCGACAUCUAAACGUAUGUAUAACGAAAAUGUCCUCAGUUUUAUACCUUUUAGCAAGAGCAAUUUGACCGUACAUUUCGGGGAAGGGAAACUCAAAAAUUGCUCUUCUGACGUUUCCAUCUCUAAUGAUAUCAAAAUGCUAGAGUUGGAAAACUUGUCCGAUACUAUGAUAAAAAUAUGAGGGAUAAACUUAACACUUCAACCUCCAAGUUUAUUUGGGGAAAGAAAAGGAAACAUUUUGGUAUAAAGCUGUUGUUAUCCAGGGCAUAGCAUCACGACAGACUACAAAAGUCUCAUUAGCGCAAACUACAGUUGAUUUCUUUCUCUCUAAUGACAACUCAAAGGUUACGAAAGCGCAAAUCCGGUUGUUAAUACCAAAUUUCAAUUGAAAACUUGAAGGUAGUCUUAGAGACAAACGCAACAUAUGGUCUGAACGUUCAAGUUGUAACCAAAUGUUUUCGAACAUUUCGUCAGUAUUUUCAACAAAGGUCGCUGCAGGAAACAUGAUUUAGACAUUGGAAAUAAAAAAACCAUCGAUUUUUAACUAAGUAUAAUAGUUCUCCAGUUUUAAGCAGAUUUCAAUCUUUCUUAGCGCAAGGUUGUUGUUACAGACCUGAAAUAAUGCUGGAACAAAUUCAAUUCCUUGGGGGCAGUUCUUUAUUUCGUAAUUUUUCGACAGGAAUCGGCUGCGAAGCAAUAACAGUAAACAAAACAAAUCAGACUUGUUUCCCUCUAGAAAGCUGUUCCUACUGCUACUAACUAAAGCUUAUCGCGGCGGUAUUUCAGAAAAUUGUCAUUUUAGAGCACAUAUCUUCGUUUUGUGGCACGAAACACGAGAAAAGUUAACAAAAAAAAAAAGAACAACACAAAACAAAACAAAAAAGCUGCAUACCGAGCAGAACAUUACUUAAAAUUAUAAGAAAACUAGGGCUUUCGUCACCCUUGCUGUCAAAUAAGAUUACACUUACACUAUUUUGUGUUAGUUUUGUCGUACUUAUCUAUCAGACAGUUAUUAUUGACUAAGGCAGGCAGCGCUGUUAGAAUUCGAAAUCUCUAACUGUGCUUUUCAGAGUAGAAAGAAAAUGAGUUUGAAGACAGUUAUCUCCGAAGGAAAUGUAGAAACCCAAGUUGUUUCAUUAACGUUUCCAAGUAAGCGUUUAGCAGAUAUUGUGAAGAGGCUGGGCCCUAAAAUUCUACAAUUCUUCCCUUUAGAAUCAUUAAAACUAUGACAGCCAUGAAAAAUACGCAACGUUUAAGAUUUGCUGAAAGUGAUUUUGAGCCAUUCAAGUAGUUAGACUGUCAGUUUUGAUAUACCUCCAUGCAGCAUCGACAGAAGGUGCUGAAACCUAAAAACCAAUAGCUCACGUCUUAGAUUUUUGACAAACGUUGAAUACAGUAGCAAUUCGUGUUCAAACCUACGUUACUUCGAGACAAAAAUAACGGCCUGGCAAAAAAAGAAUUGUCAACAACGUGACUGCAGAAGACAAAGGCUUAACAAAACGUGCUUGUCUUACACCUGUCGAUUGUUUUUAAACAAAAACGUGAUCGAAGCAAGCAGAUGAAUUUGUGCAUGUUUCUUCGCUUUGUUUAAUCCGUAAUGUGCUUUUCGAUUGAGUGAUUCGUAAAAUCCAAUCCAGAUGAAUCACAACAGCCAAUCAUAGCGAAGAUAAGUAUCACAAUGAGCCAAUGAGAACUCAAGGAGAAAAAAAAAUAAAACUGACUGAAAUGCCGGAAAACGCACGUUUUAUUAAAAUUAAAACAUUUCCCCGCUAUGAUAUGCAAUUGAGGCACUUCAAAAGGCAAAUAAAACCUCGAAAAUUAGCAAGAAAAGUUUCGUUCUUAAACCUUCACUAACUAAGAUUAUGUUCUUUACUGUCUGAAGAUAACUGAGAUGCUACGAGCUCCGUAAUUGGUCAAAAGCCUAUCGUUGAUUGCACCGGUAAACUCAUAAAAAUCGAAGUUUACUUUAUAAAAGCAAUAGACUGCACUUUUUAUAGGUUUACCGCCGUCAUAAUCCACUUGAGAUCAUAGAGGACCACUCGAAUAGUUUGUAAUUCACUCGCUAUCAGUUUUUGAUUAACAAAGUUUUCUCGUGUUCUCUCCAUAUUGCGCCUCCAAACCUAUAGAAAGUGCGGUCUGUUGCUUAAGUGACUUUCCAUGUAUUUAUCAAAGCUGCAUUGCCUAUUAUUUAAUGCGAUAUUUUCAAAUGAUAAGGGAGUACAUUAAAAAUAAGGCAUCUUAAAUCUUGUUACAUGAAACGAUCGACUUUAUUCGGACAGUUCUCAUCAAAAAACACAAAUGAUAGACUGUUUGAAGUGAGAAAAAAAUCAUACAAAUCCGGAAAAAAAAAUUAAAUGGGCAAAAAUGAAAUUAAUCAAUCUUGAGCAGUUGAGUUUUGGAGACUGAAUAAAUUAGAUGUACCAGUGCUGAAGUCCCUUAUCAAAUUGGAGGAGACUUUGAACUCAUUCCUUUUCCCUUAGGCGUCGUCUAGACUUGAAUUCAUCAAAGCAAAACUUCCUCAGGAAAAGAAUAUGUACGUUCACUUCCUUAGGAGACAACCGACCAAGAUUGGUAGAUUGGUUAUGGAAGUAUAGCUGUCAACUUUUAUCUCUACGGUCACAUCGACCAAAAUAAGAGAAACUCAGAAUUUACAUUGUGCUUAUCUAGAAUUUUAAUCGUCAUGAGGACUUGAAGCUUUUAACUUUCUGUCAAAUUUUUAUCCGUUUUGUGUAAAACCAGUAGCAAAAGUCUGAUGAGGACAUAGACAACUUUUUCUCAGGAUGCUACGUUUUUUUUCACACUUAAAGAGAUCUCGUCAGAAAACGAAAAGGAAAAGAGCAACAAAAGAAACAAAAGAAGAGAAAAAAAAGAAGAGAAAAAAGGAGACAAAAAAAGCAACAGAACUACAGAAGCGAAUAAAUUAAGCAAAUUGAUCAAUGUUCGUGAACAAAGUUAUCUCUAAGACUAACCUCAAUAGUGAUUUGAUUAUUUGUACUUGAUCACGUCCCGUUAGGAAAUCAGCUAGAUGUCGAGAUAAAAUUUUUUUAAUAUGUAAGAUGGCAUAACGAUAUUUCCAUUCCAAUCGAAGCGCGUAAUCUUGUCUAUUUUUAGGCAGAAACUUGCGAAAUUAAAGGCUUUACAACCACUGAACAAAGCAGUGACUGUGGGGGUCGAGAACAUUAAUAUUACAUUUUAUCUAAUAAAGUGCCUUCAUCAGUAAUUUAUGCAUGACAUUUCUCAAUAUCGCCUCAAAUCGAUCAAAAUCAAUCAGAUUUUGCUCGAAAUGUUCGUUAACGAAGUGAUUUAGUGUGAGGGGUCGCCGCAUCCUAAUGUUCCUUGUUAAUUUGACGAAAGAACCACAAGAUUGUUACUAGUGCCUUGUGAAAUGACCAAAGCCAUGCUGUUAGCGUUGGCCCGAAAACUUGUUAAGGUAAGAUACGGAGAGAGAUUGUGAUGUUCAGUUCUCGUCACGAGAGACCUAAGUUAGAUGCUAUAAAAAAUGGCAAUUUUGCAGUCUAGGAAUAUCGUCAGAGAUCUAUCAAAAAGGAGCCGUAUACAUUAGAAAGUUUGGAGUUAUAUUAUGAAACGGAGCAUAAGAAAUUUCAUCUCGAUUCCAAUUUUAAACGCUAAAUGAUCAAUUGAGUCCUUUGCUUGCUGAUGCGAAACACUGGUUCUUAGAAUAACAUAAAUUCUCGGUCUUGUGUCAGGUCAUUUGAAACAGCGAAAAAACCAAGGCAUUGUAACAAAUAUUUUAGCAGAAGUAAGCACUAUCUUUCGUUUAAAGAUCGUUUGUCAGAGUGAAUCGCUUCAAGUUUAAAAUGUUGCCAAAGUUUUCGAAUAUUGGACCACUAAAAAUCCAACCAAAAAGAAAAGGGAAAAAAUGCGAAUUUCCAUUUGCUGUAACUUUCUAUGGCCUACAUGGAAAACUAAGAUGCUGCACGAUUCUGAUUUAAUAAAUAUUUGAAAGUAAGCGAGGGAGGAAUUCGCUCGAAAAAACACGCCGCUUGGCCUCCGUUUUCUCUCUUUUUUUUUGUUACUAAAGAUUGUUGUUUAUGAUUUGGCGAUGAACUAAGCUUAGUAAGUAGUUACAGGCUUCACAAUUAACAGUUUUUUUUUCAGGUUAAAUCGAAGUGUAAAUAGGUAAGGAAAUAAAAACGGAAGGAAAUAAAAAAAAAAAAAAGACUAACAAUCGUUGAAUAUUUGAAUGGAACAUAACGUUUCCAAGUAAUUCUAGAGCAUUUUUUUUAAGUAGUCUAUGUUGGUCCGUCAGUUGCACCUAUCUUCAACGCUACCGGUCAACAAUAACAGAAAUACUCAUGUUCAAAAGCCAUAGUUUCUUAAUCCGUCGAAUUAAUCGAACCGAAGUCGAAAAUAGAUCAAAGAGCGCGCGUAAUGAAAGUUCGGAAGUCAAGCAAUAUAUCACAUAAAAGGCGAAUUAUUUUCGCGACUUCCCUAAGAAAGUUCCUUCCCUCUGCUAAUUAAGAUGUCGUAUAUGCCAAAGAAAAUAUUGUUUACUUUAGUUUUUGUUCAAACUCCAUAAAUAGAACAACAGAAUUAUCUAACAAUAAAUAACUAUUUAAUGAAUUAAGGGAGCGUGCCCGACUUGCCUGUUACAGCUGUGUUUCAAUGAAAAUUCGUCUGUACUCAUUUUCAGUCGUUGUAAAAAGAUUUGCAAUGAACCUCAUUCAAUGACCUGAUUAACCCGUUGAGGAAACAGCUUUUAAAACAAUAUCGCAGUCAGUCACGUGCAUGUCAAUUGACGUCUUCACUGAUCACGCCGGAGUAACGCGCGAGAAACAUUGGCAAAUAACAAUCCUUUGUCAUUAAUCAGCCAAUUACUGAGAAGGACACUCACAACUACAAACAACUUGAGGAGAAACAUCCAACAUGGCACGAAACUAAAGCAGUAAAGUUAAGGGUGCAAAUGGUACAUACUCAAAAUUAUAGUAAGUGCAACCCAUACUGGAGGAGACAAACAUUCUUUUUACUGGGGUAUUCAUGUAUUGCAUAUAAAGAGUCUAAUAAUUUUCAAUAUCACACUGGUACCCCUACCCCUACCCCUCCCCCCCUUCGCCGUCUGUCUCGUGGAUCGCUUGUUUUGGAAAACCGAUACCGACAGAUAUUAUGUUUUAGGAAGAGUUCGAUGUCAUUUCAUCAAAAUUCCAGACCGCAACAUAAUGUAUGAAUUAAUUAAAACAUCUGAAAGAUAGAAAGGAAUAUUUCAAGCAUCUUAGAGAGAUAGAAAAUAGAAUAUAUUGUCGUCUUUGUCAGAGUCACAUUUGAUUUUCAAAACGAGCACAUACUAAGACUUACAGGGCCAAUUAUUCACACGAGGUCUAACCCAAACCGCGGUUUUACGCAAGCAGAGGGCCUCAAGGAUUCUCUGGAAGAAGGUUGAAUUAAUAAAGGUCCUUCCACUAUUAAUUUUCGGCCCUCUUGACACUUAACUAAAAUAAACGCUCUUCCAAAUUCAUGAUGGCUUAGAGCGCGAUUUUGUUAAACAACGGCUAAAUUUUUUUUAAAUACUGAACCAGCCCCACAGGGUUAAAAAAAUCAUAAUAUUUAUACCAUGCAUCAUCUAUAAUCGCAUAUGUAGCAAGCCGCGAAAACUGUUCCACCCACAAAGUUCUCGGCAUUAAAAAAAAGAGUAAUGAAAAAAAGGAGAAUUCAAAGCUUAAUGUAAAGUCGAAAUCUACUUCUGUGAGGAGAUUGAUUUUCUCUCGAUUUUCAUUAGCUGUUGCCAAAUUGAAAGCAAGAAAAUAGAAAAAUGGGGCAUUAGUAGUUGAUAAGUAAAAAUGUUACGGUUAUAAACAAAAUACAGAUGUUUUAGCAGUCGCAUUAAAGAGUGCUGUAGCAGACGCCAUUCUCGAAAGUAAUUAGAUGAGGCCAAAAAGACAGUUUAACGUUUCCGCUUGCGUUAGUUUCGUCGCCGAUUUCCUUUAGACCGUCUGUUCUCUCAGACUCCGUAUUCAAAUCCGCGCAAAAGGUUAUGGAAAAAUAACCAGUUUAACAAAGAAAUUUCUCAGCUGCAAUAAAAAGGGUUAAAAUAGAAAUGUUUUAAAGAAGCAAGGAAACACCGUCACCAUGGUAAUAUAACUAAUCUAUUCGACCGGUUCUCUUUUUCAUUUAUUCAAGGGACUUUGGUUUCCCGCGUAGAAACCAAUUAUCGUAUGAUUUUUUUUUCCCUGCAAUUUUCGUUGCAUAAAAAUUAGAUCCGAUUUUGGCCAUUAAAAGAGUACAUAAGUUGUUCGGUUAUCGCAUCACUACUAAAAAUGUUUGGAGAUACAACUGUGGUAAAUUGUUGUUCAAAGUCAGGAUUACUCUUCACACAUUUGAACUCUAGGAACGAUGAUUGUACAAUGGUCCUAAAUUUCUGAAUAAAUUCGAGAAGGUGAUGGGAUUAUCAAAUUUACAUGCCAUUUAAGUUUUAGAACUAAAGUUUAAAGAUCGCGAAUAUUUGAAAGCAAAAAAAGAACUGAACGCACAAUCUAUGAACUUGAUCUCCUACUAAAAGAUCUGGAAAACUUUUUUUCAAUAGAGAAUGUAAAAGCUUUAAGAUUUUAAUCCCUUUAGAAUGAUUCCUCAAAAGCCUGGCAUUGAAAAGCAACGCUAUUAUUCAUUUGAAGAUAAAAACACGCAGACAUAUAAAUUCACAAGUCUAAAGUAAGGAAAUGGCAGGGCAGCCGCUGUCUACGUCAAAGUGUAUUUAAAAAUGUUCGUCUUUGUAAUUAUUCACAAAGGCUGAAAACACCUGCUGGAGUAAUGAAUUUCUUACCAUCUUUACUGAAAAUGUAAUCUGUUCUCGUUAAAUUGCCUCGAAUUUGCGAAAUAAUAUCAUUGUGUCAUCGGGAGCGCGUGCACAUAAACUCAGGGUAUUAAGAGAGAGACCGCAUUCAGCGUUCCGUUGAAUUUCAUAUUGGUUCCAGCCACGUCUGUAACUAACGAGAAACGAUGGCGACUUAUAGAGAAUUUCAGAAUGAGGUCAGUCAAGUUUUAUUUAAUGAUUAUUUCAGUUGAUGGGCACUACCAUGAGAAACAUCGCUUAUAAAUCAAUAGCCACUGAAAAAGGUGACUCGCUUUGAUAACCACGAUAUGACACAAACAACGAUCAUGUGUCCCUUUUUUGGAAUAUCUCGCAUUGUAUCCCUUUGCAAGAGUAAAGAGAGUAAAACUCCAUUUGCUUUGAAAUCUUUAACUUUGCGAGCGAGUCGCUGGUAAGAAACAUUCCCCUUUUGAAAACAGAAUUUUACUAAUGACAGUGACCAUUUUUUUGCGAAGAACGAAAUUUAACCCUACGCAACCAACUGGCUGGAUCUUGAUUUACAUUACGAUUCAGCUUUUCCCAUUCCGCCAAACAAAGGGAAAAGCGAGCUUGACGCUCUUUGUCAGCCGAUCGUGAUGGAACAAACGGAACCAGAGACGCCAUAAGAGGACGUGCAAUGGAAAUUUAGUGUUUUAAUUAUACAAACACUGAAAAAUUCGAUAUGAUAAAGAAAACUCGAAGCUCAAUUUCACGUCAGUAUUUUUUUCGAAAUUCAUUCUGAUGUUAAAUGUGUACCGUUAUUGUAUGCGCUUUAAGUUAUCAGUGUUUUGGGUGUAAAUAAGCAAAAUCAACGAAAUUUCGAGCUUCAAUCUUCAGUAGUAAUCGAAAUUUCAAGUCUCACAGUUUUAAAAAUAAUAAAAAUAAUAAAUGAGCUCAUUGUUUUGCUUUGAAACUAAUUACGUUUCGCACCGCAACGCUUCACAAAGAAAAAAUGAUUAGAGCAAAAGUGCUCGUAAAUUGAAAUGUUUAGUAAUAAAAAAAUCUGAAUUUGUAAACAUUCUACAGUUUUUUUAAUCGUGUGAUUUUCCUAUUGCAGUGUAUGUCGUGUAAAGAAAAAAAUGCUCUGCCGACGAUUUAAGAAAAAUUCGAUUCGAUGUUUCGUCAGAAUGAGGAAUUGUCUCGCUAUUUCAAAUAAAGAAUCAGGUCAAUUGAUUUAACUUUGUAAGACAGACUAUUUUUUAUUUAUGAAGAAUACCGCCCAAAAAAUUAUUGGAACACCACCUCGUUAAAAAAAGGCUACGAGAGACGAACCAAUAGCAGUCUUGGUUUUAUAUCAAUGAAUGAACAAACUUUGGAGUGCGUUAUAAUAAUAACCGUGAAGAAACACCCCUCUACCCUAUCAAGAAGAAAAAAACCACCCUGAUAAUGAGCACAGUGUCUUGUAUUUUUUGAGACGAACAGAGUCUGUUCACUCAAAAUCGUUUCAUGUCGGGUUGCUAGGUAACUUGAUUGAUCCCUGGCAAUAAAACAACGUCGUAUCUUUUGUUAAAAUUUUCCGUUCGGCCGAACUGUCUUGAGAAUUCGUGCAUAGCGUUUACCCUUCCAUUCUUCAUUAGACUUUUUCUGUCCUGAUUUCACGAUCAUUUGCUAUUGAAGGAAACAGACAAAGAGAGAGAAGAGCCACAACUCAUGUUUCCUAUUUCGUCACUCAAAACAUGAUGGUGACGCAGUGAUUGCGUUUUGUUUCAAGAAGCAGAUGUCAUCAGUUUUGCGUAACAUCCUCUCCGACAAAAAAGUCACUUUCCUUCCUGCUUAAUACCUUUUAAUCUGGAUUGCAUGUUACACAGGUAGAGAAUUCAGGAACACUUAACCCAUCUACUUGUUUCUUAUUAAAUUUGCAGCCAAUGGGAGGGUGUUCGUCCGCUGUGUCACCUGAGGACCCAAACGCUCAGCAAAACACAAAGACAAACUGGUGUGUGUGCUGUGGAUCAAGGUGGGUAAGAAUAUGAACACAAACAAAAUGUAAAUAGGUUCAAGACUUCACGUUCCUUUUCCCGUCCAAAAAAAAGAAAAAAGGACUGUAUCAAGCCAUAUUGACCUCCAGCGUGGUCACUAACAGAAUAAUGGCGAAAAGACUAUGGAUAGAAUGGUAGAUAUUUUCCCCAUAUCCUUUGAAACAUUUUGCUUCCACAAAACCCGAAUAAAGGAAGCCUAUACCCAGCCAUAUUGACCUCAAGCUUGGUCAAUGAUGGAAUUAUAAUUAUUACCCAAUAAAUUCAUAAACCUCAAAUACAAUUUUUUUUCGUUCAGUCUGGCCUAAGAUUGGCUCUGUUGUUGCCAAAACGUAUGGGAAAAUUUUUCCUUCAGCAGGGAAGAGUUUCCUAUUUUCAAAUUAAAACUAUCAUCCAAUACUUGUUACGUAAUGUAAAAAAAAAGAAAUUACAAGAUUUUCUGAUAUACGUCCAUUGUCUAACAGACAAGACUCCACAGCUGCUCUGCUGUCCAAAAAAGAACAAGAUUUGGACUGUGCACGGUAAGAUAACGAAACACCUUCAUUUUUAUUGAUCAUUCGCUUUUUCGAAAAAUUCCAGAAAAUUAAAGAUGUUCUGACAACCUUCGAAACCCUCCGAAGAAGUAAAGAUGAUGUCGAGGACCGUUACUGGACAAAGUGUCUAGGGGAAAAUUCAUAAACCUGUGACUCUAAUGUAUUUGUUCUGCGGUUUCUCGAUUCGUAGGCCAACGAUCGAAGAGGCGAAGAAGUGGCCAACGUCGUUCGAAACUGUGCUAAAACACAAAUUUGGUCUUCAACUGUUUCAAGAUUUCCUUCGAUCCCAAUAUGGUGAGGAAAAUCUCAGUUUCUGGUUGGCUGUGGAGGAUUACAAGAAAUCGGACGAAAGCACUCGGGCAGAAAAAGCAAGACUGAUUUAUGAGGACUAUGUAUCCACUCUCUCGCCCACAGAGGUAAUUCACACUCAAAAUGACUAAAGAAAAAUUAAAGCCGUUGUUCCAUGUCGUCUCGUUAAAAAAAAAAAAAAAAAUUAAAAAAAAUACCUUUAACUCGUUGACCCCUCAGAGUGACUUGCAUCUGGUUUCUCCUUACAAUAUCACACCUGAAUCAAACAUUUGGGUCAUGAGAAUAAACUAAAUGAUCACCAACUGAAGAAGCUCCUGGUUUUUAAACAAAUUCUCCUUGUCAGCACCGUGGGAAAUGUAUAAAGAUCAGUAUGGAGAAUAUGCAUACUGAUAUUAUGCUGUAAGAGGUUCACGCAUGCCAGUUUCUUUGUGCCUUUAUUUCAGUUCUCGUAUCUCUUUUCCGUUUACAGAUUAGUUUAGAUGCCAAAGUACGAGCAGAAAUCGAUAAAAGCAUGAGCAAUCCGGAUAAAGACACCUUUAAAUGCGCACAAGAUCAUAUAUUUACGCUAAUGUACCAUGACUGUUUUCCAAGAUUUAUCAAAUCGAAACAUUACAAACAACUUUUGAAGAAACAUUGACCCAGGCUGGUGCGCAGCGUUGACUUUUGAACAAAGACGGCGACGAAUUAACUCUUCAGUUCAAGCAUGGGAAAGCGCAGCCAUUGAAAUGUUUUACACAAGAUGCGGAUUACUAUAGAACAAUGCGAAGUUAAUUUACAGUACAAGUGGUCAUGAAUUUCUCCGUCGUACACAUUAGCAGAAUUUCACCUGAUUUCGAUGCAUACAACCAUCUACUGAGUAUCAAUUUACGACUCAAAUUAUGAUUCCGUACUCAUCAACUCAUGAAAAAUUCAUUGACAAAAUCUUACACAGGAACAGGAUGAAGAAUAAACCAACCAGAAUACUCGAUUCCCAAACCGCCAAACUAAGUAAGUGUUGCUUUCCCCUUCCAAUUCCAACUGUGACUUAGAUCAUUUAAGCCUAAAUAUCCGUUUUCGAUUCAAAUUAUUGAUUUGAUUACAGAGUUUUGUCUGUUCUUCCUUCCCGCAUGUUCUUUAGUUUUUUGAGUCGUACUGUAAGUAAAGUUCUCAUCCAGCCUGAAGGUCAGAAGAAUUGUUACUUAAUAGCAUAACAGAGACAUUUUGAUUUUUACCCCAACUUGACCAAAAAAAGCAAAACCCUUACAAAGGCAUUCUCGUUUAGGAACACUGGGUUUAUAUUAGGUUCGUCUGUAAAUACGAUGUAAUAUAAUAACACAUCAAGUGCCAGCGGAUAAGAGGCUGCUGACUGACAUCCGUUAAAUUUGAUUACCGUAGUUGUGACAAAUUCUUGGUACAUCUAAUGAUAUCCAUAAACAGAGUAAAUAAGAGAAGUUUCUAUAAGGAAAAACGUCUAUGGUCACUUUGUAAAACAGUUUAAACAGGCCAGCUGCCUGGCCUUUUUUAGAGCAAAAAACAUUGCCAAAAAACAUUCUUACUUGUAAAACUUAAGCCUCAAAGUUUUGCACUGUUUUGGAUCGAUUUUGUCUUGAUAAGUUUCUAGCAUUUUCUAAAUAACCUACAAACUUGCUCGCGUGUCACUUUCUUCAAGACUAUGGAGAUUUUGAACAGUUAUCACUGUUAGUGAAUCAAGUAGAGCAAUGAGUUUCCUUUUAAGUUAGACAGACAAUUCAACAGUUUAGAAAUGUUUCCUCGGAGACCUAAGAUAUUUUGUAAAUAGACGUGUGGUACGAACAACUUGUUUCCUUGAGACAUGUCCUCGCAACACAUCUGUACAGCUGCUUGAGUUUGCGGUCAAAUGUUUAUUUAUAAGAUAACACUGUCGUAAUAAAGAGAUUCGAAUAAAUGAUCAAAUGAAGGCAAGAAAACGCAAACAAAUGAUUAGAUGUAAUAAAAUGUAAAUUAAAAUAAAUUGUAAAUAGAUUACAGGUUGAACUGGUGGAAAAUGACCUCUGUUUACUGAGCCAC
Molecule: messenger RNA, 11673 nt
Organism: Pocillopora meandrina
Lineage: Eukaryota; Metazoa; Cnidaria; Anthozoa; Scleractinia; Pocilloporidae
Source: the annotation of a GenBank genome assembly